AUGGUGGUGGAAUACACCAGUAGAGACGGCAGACCGUUUGACACUUUUAGAAGCGAGAGAACAACUGGUCAAUGCGGUCUGUGAAACCUCGGCUGAUUUACUAAUCGGAUGAAAUGGACAAUCAUUCACCGGGCGGAAUUCGCGCAUUUUGAAGUGGAAGCCUUGAACUGGAAUAAUGUUAACUAGGCGAUAUAUGCUAUAGCGGAAUGCUGAAGAAUGCGUUCUCCUACGUCUGCAAAAAAGAAGCGGACAGCGGCACUGUUAACCUAUUUCAACGACUAAACUGUCUGUCAACCGACUACUGCGUGCUUCUGCACCAAUAAGACUUCAUUCUUUACUUCAUUCUCCUGACGUCCCGUAGGAUCGGCCCAGGGACACCAAGAAAACCCGGGGCUCAGGCUGUGGCCUGGGGAGAUAGCCUUCACUGAUCUUCUGAAACAGGAACAGUGCCGUUUUGUUUCCUCGAAAGCUGCUUUCGAGAGGGAGGAGAGGCUUCUGUUUGGAGUUCUUGCCUGGUUAUUGUUUUCUGCUUCUCCAAACAAUGGCGUCCUACGUGGAUAACAGCUUUCGCCAGGCGGUAAUGAUGAAUCCCGCUGAACGGACGCAACAGGACUUGGAGAUUGUGUAUUCAUAUCUACACGGCAUGGAGGCACUGUCUAAUUUAAGGGAGCAUCAGCUGAGGAUGAUGUGUGAAACAGUGCGCUAUGAAAGACAUGAAGCAAAUGAAGUGCUCUACUAUCCGGAUGAUAUUGGCAGCUGCUGGUACAUUUUGCUCUCUGGAUCUGUGUUCAUCAAAGAGUCCAUGUUCCUGCCUAGAUCCAGUUUUGGGAAGCGUUCCGCAGGAAGCUUGCGUCGUGGAUGUGAGUGCAUCGUUCUGGAGCCAUCCGAAAUGAUUGUGGUGGACUAUAUGGAUGAGAAUGAGGAGUAUUUCCAGCGACAGGCAUCACACAGACAGUCCCGCCGGAGGUUCCGCAAGAUCAACCAGAAGGGCGAGCGGCAGACCAUCAUCGACACCGUGGACCCGUACCCUGCAAGCAAGCCACCAGUAGCCCGCGGAUACCACACGGAAUGCGUUAAAGCUCAGCUUCCAGCGGACUUCAGCCGGCUGCAUCUGGCUGACGGGAUCCAUCCCCAGGUGACCCACGUCUCCUCCAGUCUCUCAGGAUGUAGCAUUACCAGCGACUCCGGGAGCAGCAGCCUGUCCGACAUCUAUCAGGCCACAGAAAGCGAACCUGGCGACAUGGACCUCAGUGGCCUGCCCGAGACGGCCGUCGACUCGGAGGAGGAUGAUGAUGAAGAAGACAUCGAGCGUGCCUCUGACCCCCUCAUGAGUCGAGACAUCGUCCGCGACUGCCUAGAGAAGGAUCCCAUGGACCGCACGGAUGACGACAUCGAGCAACUGCUGGAGUUCAUGCAUCAGCUGCCAGCCUUUGCCAACAUGACCAUGUCAGUCAGGAGAGAGCUGUGCGCUGUCAUGGUCUUUGCCGUGGUGGAGCGUGCCGGAACCAUCGUCCUCAAUGACGGCGAGGAGCUGGAUUCGUGGUCGGUGAUCCUGAACGGCUCAGUGGAGGUGACCUACCCGGAGGGCCGCACCGAGAUCCUCUGCAUGGGAAACAGCUUUGGCGUCUCGCCCACCAUGGAGAAGGAGUACAUGAGGGGAGUGAUGAAGACCAAGGUAGAUGACUGUCAGUUUGUGUGUAUAGCACAGCAGGACUACUGCUGCAUCCUGAACCAGGUGGAGAAGAACAUGCAGAAAGUGGAGGAGGAGGGGGAAAUUGUCAUGGUGAAAGAGCACCGCGAGCUUGACCGCACUGGCACCCGAAAAGGGCACAUUGUCAUCAAGGGCACAACAGAGCGCCUGACCAUGCACCUGGUGGAGGAGCACUCGGUCGUGGACCCCACCUACAUUGAGGACUUCCUGCUUACCUAUCGCACCUUCCUGUCCAGCCCUAUGGUGGUGGGCAGGAAACUGCUGGAGUGGUUCCACGACCCCAGCCUCAGGGACAAGGUUACACGGGUAGUCUUGCUGUGGGUGAACAAUCACUUCAACGACUUUGAGGGUGACCCCGAAAUGACGCACUUUCUUGAAGAAUUUGAGAAUAAUCUGGAGAGAGAGAAAAUGUGCGGACACCUAAGACUGUUAAACAUAGCGUGUGCUGCCAAGGCCAAGCUGCGGGUGGUGACGCUGACGAAACCCUCGAGGGAGGCGCCGCUGGCCUUCACCCUGCUCGGCGGCUCUGAGAAGGGCUUCCGCAUCUUCGUGGAGAGCGUGGAGCCCGGCAGCAAGGCUGCAGAGGCAGGCCUCAGGCGUGGAGAUCAGAUCCUAGAGGUGAAUGGGCAGAACUUUGAGAAUGUGCAGCUGUCUAAAGCCAAUGAGAUCCUGCGGAACAACACACACCUGUCCAUUACUGUGAAAACUAACCUUUUGGUGUUUAAAGAGCUUCUGGCCCGGCCUGAGCAUGACCCAGAGCAUGACCAGGAGGAGGAACUUGACAGAAAAAACGGAGCUCCCCACAUCCCCAAGAUUGGCGACAUUAAGAAAGCCAGUCGCUAUUCCAUCCCCGACCUGGCCGUGGACGUGGAGCAGGUCAUGAGCCUGGAGAAAGUCAGCAAGAAGGCCAAGGCCAACACAGUGGGUGGCAGGAACAAACUGAAGAAGAUCUUUGACAAAACUCUCACCAGUAUUUUACCACCCAAGCCAUACAAUGAUGUUGGCGUAGGCCAGUCCCAGGAUGACAGCAUUGUGGGACUGAAGCAGUCUAAGCAGAUCCCCCCUGCCCUCCCGGUCAGUGGAAACCUGUCGUCCAGCAACCCCGACCUGCUGCAGUCUCACCAUCGCAUCCUGGACUUCAACAACCAACCGGAGCUGGUCCCCAUAAACAUGUCGGACCAGGUGUUGCGCGUCUUCAAAGCCGACCAGCAGAGUCGCUACAUCAUGAUUGGGAAGGACACCACGGCCAAGGAGGUAGUGGCCCAGGCUAUCCGGGAGUUUGCCCUGACUGCCGCCCCCGAAGCUUAUUCGCUCUGCGAGGUGUCUGUCACACCUGAGGGCGUGAUCAAGCAACGCAGGCUUCCUGAGCAGCUCUCCAAACUGGCAGACAGGAUACAGCUCAGUGGCAGGUACUACCUUAAGAGCAACAUGGAGACAGAGACGCUGUGCUCGGACGAGGACGCACAAGAGCUGCUGCGCGAGAGCCAGAUCGGCCUGCUGCAGCUCAGCACGGUGGAGGUCGCCGCCCAGCUCUCCAUGCGUGCCUUUGAGCUCUUCUGCGCUAUUGAGCCCACCGAGUACAUCGAUGACCUGUUCAAGCUGCGCCCGCGGCCCGCCAGCCCCUCCAGCCUCAAGCGCUUUGAGGAGGCCAUCAACCGUGAGACGUUUUGGGUGGCUACCGAGGUGGUGCGUGAGCCCAACCAGCUCAAGCGCAUGAAGAUCAUCAAGCACUUCAUCAAGAUCGCCCUGCAUUGCCGCGAGUGCAAGAACUUCAACUCUAUGUUCGCCAUCAUCAGUGGUCUGAAUCUGGCGCCAGUGUCCAGGUUGAGGGGCACAUGGGAGAAACUGCCGAGCAAAUAUGAGAAACUCUUCAGUGACCUGCAGGACCUGUUUGACCCAUCCAGAAAUAUGGCCAAGUACCGGAACGUUCUGAACAGCCAGAACCUGCAGCCGCCAAUCAUCCCCCUUUUUCCUGUCAUCAAGAAAGACCUCACCUUUCUCCACGAGGGCAACGACUCGAAGGUGGAUGGGUUGGUGAACUUUGAGAAGCUGCGGAUGAUUGCGAAGGAGAUCAGGCAUGUGGGGAGGAUGGCGGCAGUGAACAUGGACCCCGCGCUUAUGUUCCGCACCAGGAAGAAGAAAUGGAGGAGUUUGGGAUCACUGAGCCAGGGCAGUGCCAACGCGGCAGUGCUGGAUGUCACCCAGACAGGUGGGCAUAAGAAGAGGGUGAGGCGGAGUUCCUUCCUUAAUGCCAAGAAGUUGUACGAGGAUGCGCAGAUGGCCCGCAAGGUGAAGCAGUACCUGGCCAACCUCACACUGGAGACCAAUGAGGAGAGUCUGCAGACACUAUCCAUACAGUGUGAAGCAUCCAUAAACACACUACCUAAGAGUUCAGGGGACAGGAAGAGGCCGGACACGUCGCCUGUGGUGGCGCGGGCCGCCGCCCACCAGCGCCAGCAGCUGCAGAAGCCCAACCAGGCGCUGCAGGUGCCGGCCGUCGCCCUCUACCCCUCCCGCAAGAAGGUUCCUGUCAAAGACCUGCCCCCCUUUGGCACUAGUUCUCCGCAGUCCCUGAAGAAGAUCCUGUCUCUGUCGGAGGAGGCGAGUGAACGACACAGGAAGCAGGCUGACGACGCCAUCUCCAGUGCCUCGUCUCAGCAUUCCUCUCCGCCCACGUCUCCACGGAGCUCUCCCAAGAAAGGUUUGGGUCGUGCAGCCGACAGCCUCUCUGACUCGGGCCACAGCGAGAUCUCCUCACGCUCCAGCCUAGUCAGCACCUCCUCCCUGGACAUUGGACCUGACGAGCGACGGCACCGCUUCGGGGGAGGGGCCGCCGAUGGUCAUGGUGGGGUUCACCGACUAGAGCGUAGGGCUACGGCUGACCCGGACCAAUACAGCCUGGGGUCAUACUCGUCCAUGCAGGACUGCCGCAGCAUGUAUGCGGGGGCGACUGUGCUCUCGUCACCCAGCUCGGAGGAGCUCACGCAGGACCAGGGCGAUCGUGUCUCCUUGGACGCUGCCGACUCGGGACGCGGCAGCUGGACGUCCUGCUCAAGCGGCUCACAUGAUAACAUCCAGACCAUGCAGCAGGGGCGGAGCUGGGAGGCCCUUGCCGAGGGGGCGGGGCUGUGGGCGGGCCGAGGCAGUUGGGCAUCAGCUUGCUCAGCCUCAUCCUCGCCGGCGGCAUGCUGGGGUGAGGACUCCGAGGGUGACACAGGCACCAUAAAGCGGCGGGGCGGGAAAGACGUUAGCGCCGAUGCAGAUACCAGCAGCAUCACUUCCACCGGCUCUGAGGAGUCCAAGCAGCACAGCAGACGGCCCUCGCCCAUCACCGCUGGCAACGCCAAGGGCGUACUCACACGGAAAGAUGGCCGUUACCGGGACCCCCCACCCACGCCGCCAGGCUACACGGCGUUGACCAUCUCGGACGUGACGGAGGGGGCGUCACACACAGGCCGUAGGCCCCCAGACUACACCACAGCCCUGCAGCGCUCGCGCCUGGUCACCCACUCGCCUGAUGCACAGCAGCCACCCUCGGCGGGCAAGUCCGAGCAGCUGGAAGCACGCGGCAUGGCCGACGAUGAGGCCAACGAGAUGGAAGAGGAGGAGGAUGAACAGGUUUCAGCUGUUUGAAGGGAAGGACACUCUACUGCUGGACACUUGUGGCAGCGACUGAAGUCUAAUAAGAGUCUUCAGGGGCAGGCAGACUGCCAGAGCAACCAAUCUUCAUCUGAAUGGCACUACCUGCCCCUCUCCUCAUUGGUGGAUUCAUCUCCCUUCCCUGCCUUAAAUCAUCGCAAAGGGUUUUGCUGCCCUGCAAACUAAAAUACUGUGAAAAAAAGGAGGAGAAAGAUGGAUAAAAAAAAAAGAACAGAUGAAAAGCAACUUACAUGGCACUUUGGAAAACCUAUUUAGCUUAAAGUACAAAAAAGGACUCAAACAUGAACUUGAAAAUGAACACAGCGGUGCGACAUUCACACUAAGACGAAACUGCCAUUGACGGUCAGUGACAGACACCACCCCACCACCUCACCCAACCCCCCAAAAAGGAAAAAAAAAAUAGAGCCAAAAAUCCUUUUAUUUCCACCUGCACUUUUUUAAAGCUCCCUUUUGUAAGAUGAGAGCAAAAUGCGCAUGGUCUUCUCUUUGGGACAAGAAUGAGAACAUGUGAAGGGGAGGCAUUCAAACCUUUUCAGACUCCAAUAAUCUCUCUGUCCCUCCUACUCCUCACAACACUCAGAACUGUGCAAGGCACUGUUGCAGUAUUAUUUGAGCAGGUGAUUGAGAGAAGGAAAUAAUCUUCCUGCACUAACGGACCCCAGGAGCAAGGAAGGAAGCUAGGACACUGCCUAUGGGCACGCCCCUGUCUACCCAGCACACUUCUCCACUUCUUAGGGCCCUUGUCGGGAGCGAUAUAGGGAGCAAUACACCUGCGCCUUUUACCUAUUGUCUGUUCCCAGGUUGGAGUAGAGCCUACAACUUUGCUUGGAUGAUCUCAGAAAGCAUGCUUUUUUUUUUAAAGGCAAGACUUCUGGAGUUGUCUUGUUCUUGAAUCUCAGUCCUGAGGUUUUGUUUUGACCUACUCCCACUACCGUCACUUGGGAAGAAAACAUGAGCAGUUCCACAGAUGUUAGAAAUAGUUUUGCAAGGCUAUUCCUUAUAGUUGCAGAGGGCUCAGUCAGCGAUCUCCUUUGGAGUUUGCUUAGGUGCAGACUCCAGCUGGCACACCUUUGAUGAUCUCCAGUCCUUCAUUGUAGUCUUUAAAGAUGGGAGGUUAUGAGAUGUUCAUCUAGCUCUUCCAUGCUAAAGUCAGGCUGUGUCUUCUCCAUUGAUCAUAUGGGUGGAAUACCAUGCUGAAGCUCUCUCACUCAACGGACAGCAAGAGAGAGGCGUGAGAACUGUGACUGGACAGAAGACUAAAUUAUUCUAUCAAGUGCUAUACGUAUUUGAACAAAAGCUUUCUCUGAGUUUAGGCUGCUCAAAAUAUUCCCAGGAACCCAGUAUAUCUCAUUUAGCAGGCCACACGUGGUCAUUUUGCAGGUGAAGCACUGGAUCCUCCCCCAUGUCACUGUACCCAUUUUCAUGAAAUGACAAAUACAACAGACAUCACUGUCCUGUACUGUUGUGUGUGGGACAAGCUGUCAGUGUACAGUCAAGAUGAAGGUUUGUCCAGCCAGCCAAGGCAAGGCCAGACCGGGUGCUCUUUCCUGACAUGAACCAUUCUCGACUGUCGUGUGUUGUGAGAUGUUCAUGGCUGAGGUAUGCUGGCUUUUUGUGGUGCUAUGUAGGCCUUAUGAGGGCUUAAGUCAUGCUUGUGUCGCACUCUACAAAUGGAAGUGGUCUUAUGCAGACUGCACAGCAGAUGAAUGGACCUUCCCAAGAAAAAGAUGCUUCUAAGACUCCGGUGCGGAAGGAUGUCACUAACUGACCUGAAGGCUGCCAAGCUAAGCAGAACUCAACUGUUGAGAACAAGUCACUUUUAUUGUUCCUUUUUAUCACUGAGUUAAACUGAUCACAUUGAUCAGUAUUUAGACAUGACAGACUUUGAGGGAGAAAAAAGAUUGCAGUGUUUUCCACUGUAGCCUGUAAUAUCACUUCAAUGUUUCUUUCUCGUCUUGCUGUAAUUUUCCUUUGUUUUUUGUAACGGUUGCAGUCGUAAAACAAAAUGCCACAUACAAAAAAAAAAAAAACAACAAAAAAAUAAAUAAACAUUUGUAAACCAGUGGUUAUAUAAAUCAUUCACUUCCAUUUGAAUUUUUGGAACUAGACAUGCUUUUUUGGCAAGCUGAGUGGAGUCCUAUUUCGAAAAAUAAGUUGCACAAAAUGUACAAACAUAAGAUAAACUGUAGUAGGUAGCGCUGCUACUUUGUUUGAUGUGUGAUGUCAAGUGAGAAGUGUACAUUUAGCUGGUGAAGAUUCUCUCAUUCUUGACUACUUUUACCUGUACGUCUUUUACAAAGACAAUUGGUGGAGUAUGUAUUGGUUGUUAUUUUCUGUCUUUCUUUCUUUUUGUAUUUUUAAUACAAUAAUUGUAAAUAUUGGUUAUAUUUUUGUUGAAUUGUAGAAAAGUACUAUGUUUAUGCCUCAACAUCCAGUUUAUAUGAAGCUGGGAAUCAAUAAAUGCGAAAAAAGGAAUCAACA
Messenger RNA from Electrophorus electricus (electric eel), 7852 nucleotides. It is a transcript of the gene rapgef2b, whose product is annotated as Rap guanine nucleotide exchange factor 2b. Gene Ontology annotation, biological process: small GTPase-mediated signal transduction. The record is from RefSeq and is a predicted model, not a curated record. Gene Ontology annotation, molecular function: guanyl-nucleotide exchange factor activity; protein binding. Lineage: Eukaryota; Metazoa; Chordata; Actinopteri; Gymnotiformes; Gymnotidae.